Molecule: messenger RNA, 1866 nt
Organism: Oreochromis aureus
Lineage: Eukaryota; Metazoa; Chordata; Actinopteri; Cichliformes; Cichlidae
Gene: lrit3a
Product: info leucine-rich repeat, immunoglobulin-like and transmembrane domains 3a
Exons: 4
Coding region: 1-1866 (621 amino acids)
Molecular function (GO): protein binding
Source: RefSeq, a predicted model, not a curated record
AUGGCUCAUCCGUUCUGUCCAUCCCAAUGUACCUGUGUUUUUCAUGGACGCACCGAUGGAACAGGAACCAGAUCUGUGCUGUGCAAUGACCCAGACAUGUCUGACAUCCCUGUCAAUGUCCCCGUGGACACAGUCAAACUUCGUAUUGAAAAAACUGCGGUACGGCGAGUCCCAACAGAAGCUUUUUACUACUUGGUGGACCUACGAUACCUCUGGAUUACCUAUAAUUCCAUAACCUCAGUGGAUACUGGAAGUUUCUACAACCUAAAAGUGCUCCACGAGCUCAGACUGGAUGGAAAUAUGAUCUCAAUGUUUCCAUGGGAAUCUCUCAAAGAGAUGCCAAUGCUGAAGACACUGGAUCUUCACAACAACAGAAUUAAUAAUGUUCCCACCGAGGCAAUUCCUUACCUCCGCAACAUUACCUACUUGGAUCUAUCCAGCAACAAAUUAACCACCCUACCCUCUGAGCUCAUGGACAUAUGGCCACCAUUUAAUGGUCUACCUGUAUCUUCUAAUGCCUCCCAGAAAGUAGUGUUAGGCCUCCAAGAUAAUCCAUGGUUCUGUGACUGUAAAAUCUCCAAGAUGAUUGAGAUUUCCAAAAUGGCUGAGACACCAGUAAUUUUGAUGGAUCUAUUUUUGACCUGUGCUGGACCAGAAAAUCUUUCAGGUGUUCUUUUUCAGCAUGCUGAACUUGAAAACUGCGUAAAACCAUCAGUGAUGACUUCUGCAACCAAGAUCACAUCUCCUUUGGGCAGCAAUGUUCUCCUGCGAUGUGAUGCUUCAGGUUUUCCAACACCAACACUUUACUGGGCUAAAUCUGAUGGCUCACCAGUCAGUAACACAGUCCAGGAGUCACCUGGAGAUGGCAUCAGAUGGUCCAUCAUGAGCUUGCAUGGAAUACUGUACAAGGAUGCUGGUAACUACAACUGCAAAGCUAAGAAUGUCGCCGGCAGUGUGGAAGCCACCAUUUCUCUCACUGUUGCUGGUACCAUUGGCACUACUGUCCCCCCACUAAGACCUGGCGUUGGCACUGGACCAAGCAGUGCGGCCACAACAAUAAUUCCACCGACAUUCAUUCCUGACUCAUUUACGUCGACGGUUCUCCCAAGAGCAUCAACAAUUGCUUUUUAUAGAAAGUUAAAGCCAACCCCUAGCAAUGGUUUACAAAAGUCUAAAGUUAAGCAAGCAAAAAAUGAGCAAGGAAGCAACGUGACAAAGCUUGCAGCCGAUGAAAAAAGCAAGAAAAGCGACACAUCAAAGUCUAUUAGGGACCUAAAGAUUGUUGAGGAAACAGCUGACAGUGCAGUGUUGCUCUGGACUGCAGAUGGGUUACCAAAUGAUGCUCCACUUACAGUUGUAUAUUCACCCUAUGGUGAGGAUGACACUAAAAGGACAGUGGAGACUAAUGCUGGCAGUGGAAAAGUACUCCUAGAUGGACUGUCGUCUGGAAUGAGGUACUCAGUUUGCCUUGUAGCAAAAGGUACUGCUGCUGGAAAAGAUCCCUGUAUUGAUUUUUACACACUGGACAAUGUAGAGGAUGGUGGGCAAAACCAACUUUUCAUCAUCAUAAGUGGCAUUGCCUGUGCUUUGGUUUUACCUCUUAUUAUCCUGCUGCUCUACAAGAUUCUCGCUCUUUAUUGCAAGGGACGCAACACCGGAUUGAAUGAAGAGGACCUUGAAAAAGAAAGCUAUGUCAAGUUUGAGACGAUAUCAAUGAAACAAAGAAAUCUGAACUCUCACCCAACUGAGCUUUGGGCAAGGAGACCAACUAAUGAAUCAGAGCGAAUGCUCCUGUGUUCCAGAUCAAGCAUAGACUCCCAAAUGACCUAUAAAAGUGACAGUUCUCGGUCUGAAUAUCUCUGCUAA